ACACCAAAAGCAACACCAACAACACCAACAACAACACCAACAACACCAAAAGCAACACCAACAACAACACCAACAACACCAACAACAACACCAACAACACCAAAAGCAACACCAACAACAACACCAACAACACAAAUAAUAAGAACACCACCAACAACAACAACAACAACAACACCAACAACAACAACACCAACAACACCAACAACAACAACAACACCAACAACACAAAUAAUAAGAACACCAACAACAACAACAACAACAACAACAACACCAACAACAACAACACCAACACCAACACCAACAACACAAAUAAUAAGAACACCAACAACAACAACAACAACAACAACACCAACAACAACAACACCAACAACACCAACACCAACAACAACACCAACAACACAAAUAAUAAGAACACCAACAACAACAACAACAACAACAACACCAACAACAACAACACCAACAACAACAACAACACCAACAACACAAAUAAUAAGAACACCAACAACACCAACACCAACAACACCAACAACACCAACAACACAAACAACACCAACAACACCAACAACACAAAUAAUAAGAACACCAACAACACCAACAACACAAAUAAUAAGAACACCAACAACAACACCAACACCAACAACACAAAUAAUAAGAACACCAACAACACCAACAACACCAACAACACAAACAACACCAACACCAACAACACAAACAACACCAACACCAACA
Oncorhynchus nerka (sockeye salmon) is the source of this 729-nucleotide messenger RNA. Its product is annotated as integumentary mucin A.1-like. The transcript has a single exon. The record is from RefSeq and is a predicted model, not a curated record. The annotation marks the transcript as partial. Lineage: Eukaryota; Metazoa; Chordata; Actinopteri; Salmoniformes; Salmonidae.